AGUUUGAAUGGUUGGAGGUAUCUGUGUUGGACAAAAUCCUACAUAAUUUCUAUGCCUCAGUCCAGACAAAAAAGGUGAUGACUACUCCAAGGCAGUUCUUAUUGGCCUCAGAGCAGGAAUAAAUCGUUAUCUAACUACACCACCUGUGUCACGGAAAAUAAAUAUCAUGAAAGACAGGGACUUCAUGUUUUCUAAUCAGGUUUUGUCUGGAUUAGUUAAGGGUCUUAAACGUGAAGGAAAGGACCUCAGUAAACACAAAGAGCCAAUUACUGAGGAUGAUGUAAAUAAACUGUUUGAGAGUGGACUGUUUUCAGAGGAUAAUCCAAGAACUCUGCAGAAUAAAGUUCUGUAUGAUAUCCUGAGUCAGUUCGGCCGCUGUGGCCAGGAAGGCCUCCAUGACCUUAGGAAGGACUCCUUUGUUGUAAAAAUGGGCUCAAAGGGCCGUCAAUAUAUCAGGAUGUCAUACAACGAAGCAGACAAAACCAAUCAUGGUUUAGACCAAAGAGAAGAUCCAAAAGAGCCACGUUUGUAUGAAAACGAAGGUCCACGUUGCCAGAUGAGAUCUUACUUGAAGUAAAUAUCAAAGCUAAGUCCAGAGUGCCCUAGUCUCUUUCAGCGACCUAUUGACAAAUUCCAGCCUGCUCAUAAAACCUGGUACGCAAACAAAGCUGUGGGUGUGAACACUUUGCAAAGUUUCAUGUCUAGGUUGUCUGAAAAAGCAUGUCUCAGUCAAAGGUACACAAAUCACUGUGUAAGAGCCUUUGUUGUUUCCCAUCUACAUAAGAAGGGCUAUUCAAGCAGAGCAAUAAUGUCUAUAACUGGCCAUAGAAAUGUAUCCAGUCUUAAUUCGUAUGUGAAACCAUCCGAUGAGGAGAGAUACAGCAUCAGCAAAGCCCUAAAUUAUGCAGGGUAUCAGAAUAAUGAAGAAAACAUUUCUCCUAGUUCUAUCAAGAGGCAAGAGACCAGAAGUGAGACUUUACCGGCUGCAUCAGAACCCGCAGCUAUGGCUAUAUCAUCUGAUCUCCAAGCAGAAUCUGAGCAUGGUUGUUCAACAAAUGAAAGUGUCACAACCAACACCAGCACCAGCACUGGCAGCAGGGAUAUAGACAUAAACAUGUCUUCUAUCAGCACCAGUCGUGCCUUACACAUGUUCACAGGCAACAUUGCCUCGAGCACUAUUACAGUUAACGUUUACAAUGCAAAAUAAUUUAAUAAGAAAGUUCUGCUUACCGUUUUUGACGUUAAAACUUUAAUUAAUCCAAUAAAACUGUUCACUUCCUGUCAUGCCUUAUCAUGGCUGCCGUUUUACUGACCUCGUUUCAGUUUUAAAACUUUCUAUAUAAGUUUUCUUAACAUUUGUUGUGAUUUUUAAUCUUUCAGAUGAGAUAAAAGAUUUUUUGACUUUUUGAACGAUCAGAAGGUCGAAGUAACUACAUUAAACUGCAUAUUGCAAUAAAAAAGAAAUAGUGUUAUAUUUCAAUGGGGAGGUUAUUCUAACAGCCAACAUGUUUAUACCACGUGACUUUCCUAACAACAGGCUUACGCCACGAAAUGUAGUAUGACAAUGUUCAGGCAAUAAACCACUAUAAACCAUGUUAGAAUCGAAAUAAUAAGUUCC
Molecule: messenger RNA, 1618 nt
Organism: Mercenaria mercenaria
Lineage: Eukaryota; Metazoa; Mollusca; Bivalvia; Venerida; Veneridae
Exons: 2
Coding region: 698-1207 (169 amino acids)
Biological process (GO): DNA recombination; DNA integration
Molecular function (GO): DNA binding
Source: RefSeq, a predicted model, not a curated record